AUGACCUUUGAUUGUGACGUGAUAGUUGUUGGUGGCGGAGUGAUUGGACUAUCUUCUGCAUAUCGACUUUGCAAACGAGGACACAAGGUUAUCUUACUUGAGCAAGUAAGGGUUUUGGAAUACCUUGUUAAACGAGACGUAACUAUUGUUUUUUGUCACGUUUUGAAAAUUUUAGGCUUCGGAGACACAUAACUUAGCAGGUGGAUCUCAUGGUGAGUCUAGAAUCAUUCGUGUUAUUCACAAUGACCCUGUUCAUCUCCCAAUGGCCAUAGAAAGCUACAAACAAUGGAGAACACUUGAACAUGAAGUUGGAUCUAAACUUUUCGAGUACGAGCUGUUUAUGAUAAUAUAUGUGAUACAAUUUAAGAAUCUUACAUUGGUUGUAGAAAGACCUAUGGCUACACCCUUGCUUCUACAAAAAACCUUGAUAAUAUUUAACUUACCGUAACUUUCAGAAAUCAUGGUUUAUUAUGGUUGUCAGAUAAAGAAGGUGCUGAACGACGAGCCAAGCUACUACAACAACAUAAUGCUCCACAUCAAGUGUUGGACUCAAAAGAACUGAAAGAACGUUACUCACACUUUGAUUACAACGAUAACUGGUGGAGUGUACUUGACCACACAGCUGGUACUAUCUAUGCUAGGAAGUGUGUUGAGGCUCUUACGGUAGGCACUUUAAUCUAUAUAGAGUGACAUAUUGUUAUAGACGAGAUCAUAGCUUUUAAGGGGUUUAGGAACUGUUUAGGACAGAUUCAGCUUUUAAAUUGAAGUUAAUAUCUUAAAUUUCAAAAUGAAGACUUAUCUAAAGACAUACUUAUCAAUUUUGAGAAGUUUGAACAAGAUUAUAUUAAUGUUUCUACAUUUUUAGAACUACAUAACCUCUCACGGAGUAACGAUCAAGUACAAUCAGAAAGUGACCAAGUGGACUAGCCAAAACCAUCAAGUUACAGUAUCAACCACAACAAAUACUUUCACAGCCAAUUCUUUGGUCUUCGCUACUGGAGCAUGGCUAUCAACAGUAGUACCAAACCUGGCAGUAAAAGUAACACCAGGCCUAGUUGGAGUCUUUUUCUGGGACAUUGAGAAGGAAGGUCAAGGUCUAUAUAAUCCUCAAAACAAGGCUCCAAACUUGAUUAUCAGUGAUUUUGAAGAGAAGAAAGGGUUUUUCAUGAUUCCGGAGGGUGACUACAAGGACAAAGUCAAGUUUAUACAUAAUAUCGCUGAUGAUUUUGACAUUUUAAAAGAUAGACCUGUUCAUCUACUGGAGGAGCGUAAGAAGGCUGCUGCUGAACACAUUAAGAAGCAUUUUAAGCACAUUAAGACGACUCCGAGUAUUGAAACUACUUGUUUAUACGCAGUAAGUAUAGUUACUAUUUCUAUCAAAAUGCUAUAGUUGGCUUGUCUCUUGAUCUGGCUAAUAUUAGAUUCUAGCCUUCCUUACAGUUGCGUUAUCUUACCAACGUUGUCUCUAGAUGUUAUAAUAGCUUUCCAAUUCACAUAACCCUUUACAGAACACUGAUGAUCGUAGCUACCUAAUUGAUUACUAUCCCCAACAUCGUAAUGUUGUAUUGGCUGGAGGAUUUUGUGGCAGUGGUUUUAAGUUCGGACCGGUGGUUGGAGAAAUUGUGUCAGAUCUGGUUGAUAACAGAAAGUCUAAGUUUGAUAUCACCAGUUUUAGCCUUGAUCGUGACAAACACUAA
This is a messenger RNA of Bursaphelenchus okinawaensis, 1697 nucleotides long. NCBI's taxonomy places the organism in Eukaryota, Metazoa, Nematoda, Chromadorea, Rhabditida, Aphelenchoididae. The record is from the annotation of a GenBank genome assembly.